GCCCCUUCGGAAUGCUGGCGACGUCAGCCGGGCUCUGCAAUUGACGGGGCCGCGCGCGCUGCUGCUGCAUUUGGUGCAAGAGGAGCCUGGGGAGCGCGAUCCGGAGAUGGCUUCCGCUACUGACUCCCGCUAUGGCCAGAAGGAGUCCUCGGAUCAGAACUUCGACUACAUGUUCAAGAUCCUGAUCAUCGGGAACAGCAGCGUGGGGAAGACCUCGUUCCUGUUCCGGUACGCUGAUGACUCCUUCACUCCUGCCUUCGUCAGCACCGUCGGCAUCGACUUCAAAGUCAAAACCAUCUACAGGAACGACAAGCGCAUCAAGCUGCAGAUCUGGGACACCGCAGGCCAGGAGAGGUACCGGACCAUCACUACUGCCUACUACCGGGGGGCCAUGGGCUUCAUCCUGAUGUACGACAUCACCAAUGAGGAGUCCUUCAAUGCCGUGCAGGACUGGUCAACCCAGAUCAAGACCUAUUCCUGGGAUAACGCACAGGUGCUACUGGUGGGUAACAAGUGCGACAUGGAGGAUGAGCGAGUUGUGGCAUCGGAGAGAGGGCGCCAGCUGGCAGAGCACCUGGGUUUUGAGUUCUUCGAAGCCAGCGCAAAGGACAAUAUCAAUGUCAAGCAGACGUUCGAACGGCUCGUCGACAUUAUCUGCGAGAAGAUGUCCGAGUCCCUAGACACGGCAGACCCAGCAGUGACUGGCGUGAAACCAGGGCCACAGCUGACUGACCAGCAAGCACCCCCCCACCAGGACUGUGCCUGUUAGAGACGGCAGUACGGCCCCCUCUGCCCGCCUUGGCCACGUCACCCUCCAAGUAACCGGUGCCCUAGUUAACACUCAGUUGUGCUCCCACUUCAACACCCCAGUCACUAGGUCUGGUGGGGUGGCCCAUAGUGAUGAGUUGUCUGUCCACUCUCACCUUGUAGGGUUUGAAAGGGCUCUGGCCACCCUUUCAGAGUCUGCAGGUUCCACGGGGUGUCACCCUUCCCUUUCUGCUCCCUCCAGUUUUCCAGCCUGGGAGGGUAGGAGAAACUUUUUUGUUGUUUGCUUUUAACUAGUUCCUGAUUGUGCCCCCUUAUUUAUAUAAAUUGUCUGUCGAGCUGGAAGUGCGGGGGUUAAUUGCAGAAUCCUGCAUUAACCAGCUGACUCAGCUUGGCCAAUGUGGUCAUUAGCUUCCUUCCUGCCUAGGUGGAUCCUUGCUGCUGGGUGGUGGGAGAAGCCCUGCUCAAGGGAGAGCAGCUUAAAGGACUAGAGUCCUCUUGGUGUAGCAUCUCCUGAUGCUCCUGAACAAACAGCCCUACCCCCUGGAACCAGAGACCUGCUCCCUUAGCUGUAGUGCUACUGAAAGGUGAUGCGUUGGGGUUGCAGUUCAGCCAGCCAGGGGCUAGGGGUGGAUGUGGAUUUUAACCUUGACAAUUCAGUCACUUACUAAAGGGUAUGUCUAGAUCCCAGUGAGGCACUAGUGCAGGUGGUUUGUCAGAGAUUUGUUCCAGGCCUGUCUUUACACCUCCCCUUAGCUUGUUCUCCUUGCUAGCUCAGAGGCCUUGGCUGGCUGGAAAGCCGCUUGACUUUCAUUCCUCUGCUGCUUUGUUCUCCCCCACCACGGAUGGCUAGUUCCUGACUAUUGUAUAAAUAGAUGCUAAUUUAUGCUCCUGCUGUCUUCCUCCUUGUACAUAAAAACAACCUUCCUGUAAAUAGAAGUAGCAAGUGACCAUUGUGUGACAUGCUGUGCUGUGGUUGAGCAGAUGUAUUUAUUUUAUCAGUGUGGUAUUAACCUGCUUGUGAAUAUCACUUUGAAAUCUAUUAUUU
This is a messenger RNA of Chelonoidis abingdonii (Abingdon island giant tortoise), 1813 nucleotides long. RefSeq names its product RAB3A, member RAS oncogene family (gene RAB3A). The record is from RefSeq and is a predicted model, not a curated record. Gene Ontology annotation, molecular function: GTP binding; GTPase activity. Lineage: Eukaryota; Metazoa; Chordata; Testudines; Testudinidae.